CAGUUAACAAUUUAUCGCAUUUCGACGCAGCGUCGCAUACGCUUCCAAUUUUCUGCUCCUUCCGCACAUUUGCUCUUGAAAUUUCACAGACCAUCCUUCUCCCGCCCCUCCCCGUCGGCUACUUUUUCAAUUUUCCGACCUUUUUUCUGAAGCAAAUUUCAUGUAUAUAUAUAGAGGGUAGCAAUUGAUUAUACAGAUUCUAAGAACUGUGUGGUAAUUUCAAGAUCGUAGAGGAAAAGAAAAAGUAGAGGAGGAAUGGCACCAAUCGUGGGUUCAAAGCAAGCGGAACAACUAAAGCAAGAUGGGAACAAUUAUUUUCAGAAGAAUCGGUUUGGGGCUGCCAUUGAUGCUUAUACCGAGGCUAUUACUUUGUGCCCUAAUGUUCCGAUAUAUUGGACAAAUCGUGCUCUAUGUCAUCGGAGGCGGAAUGACUGGAGAAGAGUGGAGGAAGAUUGCAGGAGGGCGAUUCAGCUCGAUCAUAAUUCUGUAAAGGCCCACUAUUAUCUUGGUCUUGCAUUGCUACAAAAGGAAGCAUUUGGUGAAGGUGUGAGAGAAUUGGAAAAGGCAUUAGACCUUGGAAGAGGUGCGAAUCCAGGAAGAUAUAUUGUUGGAGAGAUCUGGGAAGAGCUUGCUAAAGCAAAGUACAUGGAGUGGGAGCAUGUAUCUACAAGGCGCUCCUGGGAGCUUCAGAACUUGAAAGAAUCAUGUGAGUCAGCUCUCAAGGAGAGACAUACGCUUGACAGUUCUCAGACAGAAGGGCUCAAAGAUGAAAAAUCAACAGCGCUUUUGAAGCAACUGGAAGCUCUAGGUAAGGUUUUCGUGAAAGCUGCAGCAGAUGAUACUCCAACUGAGGUUCCCGAUUACUUGUGUUGUAAAAUUACUCUUGAUAUUUUUCGUGACCCUGUUAUUACUCCGAGUGGGUUUACAUAUGAGCGGGCUGUGAUCCUUGAGCAUUUGCAAAAGGUGGGAAAAUUUGAUCCAAUCACAAGAGAACCACUUUUGCCGUCCCAGUUGGUGCCAAACCUGGCCAUAAAAGAAUCUGUGCGGGCAUUUUUGGAUAGGCAUGGCUGGGCAUAUAGGAUACAGUAAACUUUUCGUUGGGCGUACAGGACGCAUGUCCUUGGUGGUGCUAGUGAAACCAAGAACAGAACCAUAGGGGCGGAGGACACAUCUUUUGGUGCUAGUCAUCUGGCUAACUGCUUCCCAUAUAAUUCAGUAUUAACAUGGUUUCCUGUGUAAUUCAUGAUAACCUCAGUUGUACAGUGUAGUGCUUUUGUACAUUAAUUGUACGGCAAACCAUCACGAGUAUUUUGUAAGAUGUUACACUGAUAUACUGUUGAUCUAAUGAAACAAUAGUUUUUUUGAUAUA
Solanum pennellii is the source of this 1369-nucleotide messenger RNA. Its product is annotated as E3 ubiquitin-protein ligase CHIP. The coding region runs from base 256 to 1089 and encodes 277 amino acids. NCBI's taxonomy places the organism in Eukaryota, Viridiplantae, Streptophyta, Magnoliopsida, Solanales, Solanaceae. The transcript has 8 exons. Gene Ontology annotation, molecular function: protein-folding chaperone binding; ubiquitin protein ligase activity. The record is from RefSeq and is a predicted model, not a curated record. Gene Ontology annotation, biological process: positive regulation of proteolysis; proteasome-mediated ubiquitin-dependent protein catabolic process; protein quality control for misfolded or incompletely synthesized proteins. Gene Ontology annotation, cellular component: cytoplasm.